CCGGCAGUAGGUCGUUUAUUGCAUCAACCGUGGACGUAGAAUAAUCAAUCCGUCCAUUUCUUCUAUCUCAUCCGUUCAUUGUUACAGAACGUUCCAAAACGGAUACAGAUGGCCUACAGAUCUCCUCUAUAUUUUCUAGUUAAAUUCCAUAUAAAGUGUGUCCAGAAAUAAAAAUGUGAAAGGCAAAGUGUGCUUGAUUUACUUAUCGACUAUUCCUGAUAUGGUAGCUUGCCAUAAUGACACGAACGAAGGAAAAAAUCCUCCACGACAACAAACCCCUGAACUCGACUUUCUACCACCACAAGUCGCACCAAACCACGCUGCUCAAAGGGCUGAACUCGCUGUGGGAAAAGGGCGAGCUGCUGGACGUCACCCUGAUCAUCGAAGGGCAGCUUUUCAAGGCCCACAAGGCUGUUCUAUCGGCAUGCAGCGAUUAUUUCCGUGCCAUGUUCACAAAUAACAUGCUAGAGUCCAGACAGGAUGAGAUCUGUCUCAAUGGAAUCACCGCUGUCGGGUUCCAUCAAAUACUCGAAUACGCUUACACGUCCAGGAUUAUGCUUAAUUUAGGGAAUAUACAGGAUGUUCUGGAGGCGGCGUCGCAUAUUCAAAUGGAACCGGUUAUCCAGGCCUGCUCCAAGUACCUACUCUCGCAGAUUGACAUCGACAAUUGCAUUGAUAUUGCGACAAUAGCCGAGAUUUACUCGUUGGAAAAAUUAAGAUUGAUGGUUUAUAGAUUUAUGAGCGAGCAUUUGUUGGAGUUUUCAAAUUCUAAAGAGUUUUAUAGACUGACGCCGCAACAGUUGGAAAAUCUUCUAGCGCUUGAUUUUCCGGUUGAUUGUUCCGAAGCCGACGUUUUGAGGAUCGUUUUGGCCUGGUUUUUCCACGUCGAUACCUCCAAAAGGGAUCUACGAAUUUCCUAUGCCAUGCGAAUAAUUCAUUACAUUCACUUCAAAGAAAUUUCCCGUCGAAAAUUGGAUAGUAUCUUGAAUAAGAUCUUUCAGGACCGCAACUGCGAAUGGGAACUUUACAAAGUGAUUUUAUCAGAAGCUUACAUUCAAACUAACUCAAAUAAAAUUACAUCCAACUCAAAUUUACUCAACUCGCGUGGGAUGGAAUUAGCGGUAUUAAAAAUCGGGGGCUUCGGAAUCAGCGGAAUAACCAACGAAAUCACUUAUUGCUUCUCAAGCGAAAGAAAAUGGAAGCAUUUGACCACAAUCCCCCACCUGGAGCAAUGCAACUUCGGCACGGCGGUCCUCAACAACGAGCUCUACAUCGUCGGGGGCUGCUUCAACCAGUCCCUCCAGGAGAACAUCCACCCCUUCGGCUUCAAGUACAGCCCCCGGUACGACAAGUGGUCCACCAUGUCCCCCAUGAAGAUCGAGCGAUGCCGCUUCUCGCUGAACGUCCUCAGCAACAUGCUGUACGCAGUGGGGGGCGCCAGCGAGGUGGACGAGUACGGCACCAGCACGUGCGAGUGCUACGACCCCGUGCUGGACAUGUGGUACAUGAUAGCCCCCUUGCCGGCGCACAUCACGCAGCACGCGGGCGCGAGCUACGAGCACAACCUCAGUUUGAAGCUCUUCGUCAGCGGGGGCAUGGACCGCGACUCCAUCCAGUCCGCCAUGUACUGCUACGCGGUGAGCGAGGACAGGUGGCAGCCCUGCGCCCCCCUGUUGCGGGCGCGGGCCGACCACGUCAUGCUCUCCAUCGGGGACUUCCUGUACGUGUGCGGGGGCUGGACCGAGGGCCCCGAGGGGCGGUCGAGGGUUCUGGUCGACACGAUUGACGUUUAUGACAUCAAGAAUGAUCGCUGGGAGGUCGUCACCACCGUGCCAACACCCCGGUAUCAUGCGGGGAUUGUGUGUGUGGAGCAUAAGAUUUACUUCAUUGGGGGGUUUUAUAGCGACGAUAUGUUUGAUAAAAGUACAGCGGCCAUAGAGUUUUACGAUAUUGAGAGCGAUUCCUGGACGACGGAGGAGAAGUAUCCGCAGGAUAUAUGGGAACAUACGUGUGCCUCGUUGUUUAUCCCCAAGUGGAGGGACGAUAUGCAGGACAUGCAGGUCAUUGCCAAAACGGAAAGCACGGUUUAAGUCUUUGGAUUUUCUUAUUUUUAUAUGUUUGGAUUUUGAGAUAAUAUAUUUAUUUUGUAAAUUAAA
This is a messenger RNA of Tribolium castaneum (red flour beetle), 2156 nucleotides long. RefSeq lists its product as uncharacterized. Bases 237 to 2090 code for a protein of 617 amino acids. Gene Ontology annotation, molecular function: protein binding. Lineage: Eukaryota; Metazoa; Arthropoda; Insecta; Coleoptera; Tenebrionidae. The transcript has 3 exons. The record is from RefSeq and is a predicted model, not a curated record.